This is a messenger RNA of Monoraphidium neglectum, 1509 nucleotides long. Its product is annotated as cytochrome P450, CYP85 clan. Gene Ontology annotation, biological process: sterol metabolic process. Bases 1 to 1509 code for a protein of 502 amino acids. Gene Ontology annotation, molecular function: heme binding; monooxygenase activity; oxidoreductase activity, acting on paired donors, with incorporation or reduction of molecular oxygen. The transcript is spliced from 2 exons. The record is from RefSeq and is a predicted model, not a curated record. NCBI's taxonomy places the organism in Eukaryota, Viridiplantae, Chlorophyta, Chlorophyceae, Sphaeropleales, Selenastraceae.
AUGGUGUAUGACGACAAGGACGUCCGCUCAGUCCUUGCCUCGGACGGCCGGCUGGUCGAGUCAUGGUGGCCGGCCGGCACCGCCGCCCUCGUCGGCCCCUCCUCCCUGAACGUGCUGCCGCAGCCGCGCCAGGCCCAGGUAAAGGCGCCGUUCUUGCGGGCCCUCGGCGAGCGCGCCAUCGCGGCGCGCGCGCGGGCGGUCGCGCGCGCGAUGGACGCCGUGCUCGCCGCGUGGGCGGACGCGCAGGCGGCGGCGGCACCGGGGGCCGGGGGCGGCGGGCCCGGCCCGGCGGCGGCGGCCGUGCUGGGCGGCGUCGCUGCAUCCAAGCAGGCGCUGCCGCUGUGCGACCUGCUGGCUAGCGCAACUUUCAACGCUGCCCUGUUCGGCGCCGCCGCCUCCGACGACGCCAGCGAGGCGAGCGCCGCCGCCGCGCCCCCCUCCGCCGCCGCCGCCGCGGCGCCGCAACUGCCCGCGCCGGAGGCGGCGGCGUUCCUGUCUGAGUGCCUCGAGCGCGGCCGGCUGGCGGCGGAUCUGGCCGGCGGCUUCCUGCCGCCGAUGAUCGACCUGCCGUUCACCGCUUACAGCAGGGCGCUGCGCGCGCGGCGGGCGCUGCUGUCCAAGUAUGCGUCGGAGCUCGCCGCGGCGCGCGCACGCAGGAGCGGCGGCGGCGGCGGCGGCGGGGCCGGGGCGGGCGGCGCGGCGGACGCGUUGGUGCGGGCGGCGGAGGGGGCGGGCGUGUCAGAUGGGGAGCUCCUUGAUGGGCUGGUGGCGUGCCUGUUUGGGAACGUGGGGGCCGGGCCCACGUUUGUGAAACUGUUCCAACACCUGGAGCCGACAGGCUCGGACGGCGGCGGCGGCGGCGGCGGGUGGUGGGCGGCGCUGCGGGACGAGCAGCGGCGCGUCGUCGCGGCGCGCGGCGCGGCGCUGGGCGCCGCGGCGCUGGAGGGCAUGCCGGUCACGGAGGCGGUGGCGCGGGAGGCGCUGCGGAUCACGCCGGUGGUGCCGGCGAUCUUCCGGCUGGCAACCCAGGACUUUGAGCUGAGGGGCCGCCGCAUACCCAAGGGCUGGCGCGUGUGGUGCCACACAGGCAGCGGUGUCCUCAAAUACAACGCGGACGAGUUCGAUCCAUCCAGGUGGCUCCGAGGUGACGCGGCGGCCGCCGACUCGCCAGCGCCGGAUGGCGGCGGCGGCGGCGGCGGGUGCCCGAUGGCCGCGGCGGCUGCGGCGGCUGCAGGGGACGAGGGCGCCGGCUCGCCGUUCGGCCAGGGGGCGCGCGCGUGCGUCGGGCGCCCGCUGAUGCUGCUGCAGCUGAAGCUUCUGCUGGCGCUGCUGGCGCGGCGUUACACCUGGCGGUUUGAGGGCGGUUCGGCGGGGCCGGCGGAGCCGUGGGUGGUGGUGCCGGCGCCGCGGCCGGAGAUGGGGCUGGCCGGGUUUGUGCUGGAGCGCGCGGCAGAGGCUGAUGCGAUCCCCAUAGAUUUGAGUGGUGGUGAUGAGGACGUCGGGCUGUAA